AUGAUAUUCGGACUCGGAACGACGCCGCAAGCUUUAAAAACCUUGGUGCAAAACUUCCCAAUCCAUAAACAACGAAGUUACCAAUUGGGAAGGUUGCGAGUAGAAAAACGAAGCUUGCGAGGUCUUUCCGAGCUCAGUAUCAAUUCACUUCGUCUUUGGCCUUUGAAGUUCAUGGUUGAUUGCGUUCAAAACAAGUUUUUUUAUUUAAAAAUGGAAUCGAAUAAUAUCUCGGCAAUCACAAAAGAUUGCUUCUCUACUACUGAAGAAUUGGAAAAUCUUCAACCAGGAGAUACCUCGUAUGAAUUAACAGGAGUCAUCAUCAAAAUCGAGACACCCUUAAGGCGUAAAUCCGGACUGCAGGUAUCAUCGGAAAAUGCACCAAUGCGCUGCAUUUUUUCUAAUUUAGAGAGGAAAAUUCGGGUACUCUUUUGGCCGCCUAAGAGAGACGAAUUUAAGGAGCGUUUGCUUAACAAAAUUAUGAAGCCUCAAAUCAUCGAGAGCAAUCCACAAUACUUCAAAACGGAAGAAGGCUUGCUACUCGUUGAAAUUUCCAUACAAAAGUUCACUGAAGUGGAAAUUCUAAACCCCUGGAUACCAGAGGAGGAUUCAUGUUCACCAGUGGAAUUAAAGAAUUGUGCCGAGUUCAUCGGUCGCCGAAUAUCUGUUGUAGGAUAUUUGAAAACACCCUUUCAGUCUAUCGUUCAAGGGAACAGCUCGUAUGGCAGUGGAGCAAUCACUGAUUUAACGUUCAGACUGCCAAUCAACAUAACGUCGUUUGACGGCAUUUCAUCUCCGUGUAGAGGAGCCUGUGUUGAAAUUAAAGGACAAUUGAGGACUAACAAUUAUAAAACAAUUAUUCUUCAAGUAGAUUCGAUGAGCGAUAUAAGUAAGGCGAACGACGAAGUGAUGACCGUAAUUGAAAUGAGGAAAGGGGUUUUCGUACUAAUUCCAGAGGAAAAUAAAGUGCCUGAUGCUCGUAAAAAAUCCCUUCCGGAAGAGAAAAAAUCGUGUGAAUCAAAGAAAAUGAAGAAAAAUUCAUCCCAAGAAAUAAUGGAAGAAAAUGAGGAAAAUUUAAACAUGGAAGAUCUUUUAAUAUAA
Molecule: messenger RNA, 1098 nt
Organism: Leptopilina boulardi
Lineage: Eukaryota; Metazoa; Arthropoda; Insecta; Hymenoptera; Figitidae
Exons: 5
Coding region: 1-1098 (365 amino acids)
Source: RefSeq, a predicted model, not a curated record